This is a messenger RNA of Paramecium primaurelia, 603 nucleotides long. NCBI's taxonomy places the organism in Eukaryota, Ciliophora, Oligohymenophorea, Peniculida, Parameciidae. The record is from the annotation of a GenBank genome assembly.
AUGUUUUCAAUUAUUUUUACUUUAAUUUUUCCGAUUAAUUGUGCUACUUAAAUUGAUAUCUUUAUUGAAAGCCAAUGUCCAGAUACUGUUAGAUUAUUUAAAAGAAUGAAAGCCCUGCUUGAUUAUGAAUAAAUUUACUAAUAUGUUGAAUUUAAUUUUAUUCCAUUUGGAAAAGGAAAUGAAAAAUUAGUGAUAAAUCAAGGAUAUGAAUUCAACUGUUAACAUGGUAACAAAGAAUGUUAUGGAAAUCUAAUAGAUUCAUGUGUUUUAGAACAAUUAGACUAGAUUGAUUAAUUACGUUAUUUAACAUGCAUACAUCAAGAAAAAUAACAAAAUGAAGAAUUAAUUAAUUUAAGCCUUAAAAAAUGUGUUUAAAAUUAAGAAUGUGUAUAUGAAAGGUCAUUAAAAUGUGCAUUAUCUAAAUUUGGGAAUUAUUUAUAACAUAAAGCUGCGAAAUAUACACUUGCAUAAAAUCUAGUUGAAAUUCCAUGGAUAAAUAUUAAUGGUUAACAUAUACCUGAAUUUGAUAAGAAAUUCAAACAAAAUCCAUUAAAAGCCAUUUGUGAAUAAAUUGAUUGUAAAACAAUCAAAGUAAACUAUUGA